This is a messenger RNA of Arvicola amphibius (Eurasian water vole), 1511 nucleotides long. RefSeq names its product Rab interacting lysosomal protein (gene Rilp). Gene Ontology annotation, molecular function: protein dimerization activity. The transcript has 8 exons. The record is from RefSeq and is a predicted model, not a curated record. Gene Ontology annotation, biological process: cilium assembly. Gene Ontology annotation, cellular component: cytoplasm; ciliary basal body. The coding region runs from base 114 to 1220 and encodes 368 amino acids. Lineage: Eukaryota; Metazoa; Chordata; Mammalia; Rodentia; Cricetidae.
UCCCUUGUCGCUUCUCCGCCCCUUAUGGCCCUGAACUUCCUGAGCCGGAACUGUUUGGCUUGUUCCUGUCCCAGUUGAGGGUGGGGGCGGCUUUCGGCCUUAGGAGAGAAAAAAUGGAGCCCAGGAGGGCAGCGUCCGGAUCACCCAACCAGGGGUGUGCUGUGGGCGCGGGGUCAGCCGCGGAACUCGUGUACCAUUUAGCAGGGGCCCUGGGCACUGAGCUGCAGGAGCUGGCACGCCGUUUCGGGCCCGACGCGGCGGCUGGGCUCGUGCCACUAGUGGUGCGGGCGCUGGAGCUCUUGGAAAAGGCUGCCGUGGGGCCGGCGCCGGACUCGCUGCAGGUGUCCGCGCAGCAAGCCGAACUGGAGCUGCGGCGGCUGAGCGAGGAGAACCAGCGCCUCCGCCAGGAGCUAGGCUCAGGGCCGCAGGAGGAGCGCGAGCUGCUGCGACAGCUCAAGGAAGUGACGGACCGACAGCGGGACGAACUUCGGGCACACAGCCGAGAUCUAAUGCGCCGAAGCCAAGAGACAGAGGCGCUGCAGGAGCAGCUGCAGCGCCUCCUACUGGUCAACUCGGAGCUGCGGUACAAGCUGGCCGCAGUGCAGACCCAACUCCGGGCGGCGCAGGAUCGGGAGAGGGAGCGCCAAAUAGCUCUAGAUGGCUCCCGCCAGCUGGCUGAAGAACAGAGACUGAAGCCCGAAGUGGCAACCCUAGACGACCGGGUGGAUGCUCAGCAGCAGCCAGGGCACCCUCCAGAGGCCGUUCAGUGUGGCUUCACCCGGGAGGAGCUUGAGCAGAUCCUUCAGGAGCGGAAUGAGCUCAAAGCCAACGUAUUCUUGCUCAAGGAGGAAUUGGCCUACUUCCAGCGAGAGCUGCUCUCAGAUCACCGGGUCCCUGGGCUUCUACUUGAAGCCAUGAAGGUGGCAGUCAAGAAACAGCGGAAGAAGAUCAAGGCCAAGAUGUUAGGGACACCAGAGGAAGCAGAGAGUAGUGACGAUGAGGAUGACUCAUGGCUCCUGCUCUCCAAUGACAAAGAAGAUGCUCCCCUGGUUCCUGGAUCCAGAAUACAGAAUUUCUUUAGCUUAUGGUAUCGGGGUGAAACUGAGACCCCUGAAGCUGAGACCAGCAGCACAGCUCCCAGCAGACUACAGGAAGGAGAAGAAGCCCCGCAGCAAUGCCACCUGGAACCUGUGGGCAGCCUUCCAGCCCCCAACUCCUGACUAGUCCUUCUCUGCUUUCAGUGACCGUUGUGGUCUGAGGACUAACUUUGGGUUCCAGUUGUAUAUGGAUGUGUGACCUCAAACAAGGGCAAGGCUUCCCUAGCUUGCACUAGGCAUGAUGGGAUUUCAGCCUGUCUCCCAUUCUUGACAUCUCUGUCCCACACUUUAGAGCCAGAGGUAAAUGUGUCUCUGAGUUCCACUUUCCCCAUUGUGAGACAGAGGGCUGCCUGCCUCCCCGAGAUUCAUGCAACCAGUGCAAUAAAACGUCGAUCCAUAAUACCCCUAAAAAUA